AUGUCUAUGGCACGCGACGUAACUCCCAGUGCUGGCUCUGGCGCAACUUGGACUGCCCUAUCAGCAGCUCUCAACUGCACCGCUUCAUCCGCCGCUACAACCCUUCGCUGCCUGCGGGCAGUUCCUGCUCCUCGCCUUCGCUCCGCCGUCACCGAAGGAAAUCUCAUGUUCGGCCCGGCUACGGAUAACGGCACCAUUUUCAGCGACCAGCCCGCACGCCUCGAGUCAGGGAACUUCGUCCGCGUCCCAGUCCUCGUCGGGACUAACGAUGAAGAACUCGGUAACACGACCAUGUCCGCCGCCGCAACUCUGCUCGCUUUCACAUGCCCCGCCGCCAAAACUGCGAAGGCGCACACCAGAUUCGGUCCCACGUGGCAAUACAGGUUCAUGGGCGACUUUCCGACCGGCACCUCCAGGUUCGAAAGUCCCAGGGCUUUCCAUGGCAGUGAGAUCAGGCUUAUAUUUGGGAGGUACGAUCGGAAAGUAGCGACGGACCAGCAGAGGGCGGCGAGUGUUUAUAUGCAAGGCGCAUGGGCGGCGUUUGCAAACGAUCCAUCCAAGUGGUUGGAUAGUUAUGAGGGCGGUUGGCCUCGGUAUAAUUCGAAGACGACUUCCGUGGUGCUGCUGGCAGAUAAGAAUCAAGCAAAGGCCACCUUCGCAAAUCCGGCGCAGUACGAAAGAGGAUGUCGCUUUUAA
This is a messenger RNA of Tricharina praecox, 696 nucleotides long. RefSeq names its product Alpha/Beta hydrolase protein. The record is from RefSeq and is a predicted model, not a curated record. The transcript is spliced from 4 exons. Bases 1 to 696 code for a protein of 231 amino acids. Lineage: Eukaryota; Fungi; Ascomycota; Pezizomycetes; Pezizales; Pyronemataceae.